AUGGCGCUAAAUCACGUUCAAAACCUUGUGGCUUGGGGUAACUCGAACCGAUACUACCUUGUGAACAAUGCAAACUAUCCAGAGCUAGGGAUGGUAGUUGAUUUGGAAUUACUGUUGAAAACGCUGUAUAUUUGUGAAGAGGAAGUAUGUACAUUACAAAUUCACCAUAAAUCUUACAAGAUUCGUCCCAGGGAGUACUUUGGGCAUCCUACAGAAGAUGAAGCGGACAACUGGCGAAAACGAAUGCGAGACGAUAUCGAAGGAGAGCUUUUGAACCCUGAAGAAUAUGGGCGACACUUUGAAGGAGAUAUUAUUUUGUUUCCUGAGCAAGCAAAAGAGAUCUACGAGAACGCCUUGAAGACGGGCCAAAGACGGGUGAAGCGAAAGUUCAUCGGGUCGGAUCUGCGUCGAUGGGACCCCACACGACCCAUCAUUUACAGUUUCGACGGGUCCCACACAUCCCGAGAGCAGCGAAUCAUCGAAUUGGCCUUGGAACACUGGCACAACAUCACAUGCCUGAACUUUGUCCGUAACGACAAUGCAAACAGUGGAAACCGCAUAGUAUUCACGGAUGUUGAUGGAUGUGCAAGUAAUGUUGGAAGGCACCCCCUCGGAGAAGAACAAUUGGUAUCGCUCGCGCCAGAAUGCAUUCGGCUCGGAGUAAUAGCCCAUGAGGUGGCGCAUGCGCUUGGAUUUUGGCAUGAACAAUCACGACCCGAUCGCGAUCAAUUUGUGAACGUACGUUGGGAAAACAUAGACAAGGAUUCAAAAGGCCAAUUUCUCAAAGAAGAUCCAGAUGAUGUCGAUAAUGCCGGUGUGCCUUACGAUUACGGUAGCAUCAUGCAUUAUAGGAGUAAAGCUUUUUCACGUUACGAUGAUCUCUACACUAUUAGCACUUUCGUGACCGACUAUCAGAAAACCAUUGGUGAGUUGCUGGUCGCAUCUGAAUUUUAUGCAUACUAUGAAGAAAUGAAUGAUCGCCUUACAAAAAUCCAU
Molecule: messenger RNA, 996 nt
Organism: Cooperia oncophora
Lineage: Eukaryota; Metazoa; Nematoda; Chromadorea; Rhabditida; Trichostrongylidae
Source: the annotation of a GenBank genome assembly